AUGACAGAAAUAUUGCCUCCUACGACAAGUGAACGAGUUCAAACAUCCAAGACUAAUCCAACACUUCCUCUUGGUAAUGAAGAUUCAAAUAUAGUACCAAAUUUACAACAAUCUACAUAUACUAUUCCAGUAACAAAAUCUCUAAGGAAAAAUCCAACUUUUAUUAUAUGGUCAAUAUUUAAUUUAUUAUUAAUACCAUUUGGUAUACUUUGUUGUUAUUUUUCAUAUAAUGUCAAUAAAUUUAAAACGCAAAAUUGUUAUGUAUUAGCAACAAAAUGGUCAAAACGUACAUUUGUACUUAAUAUAAUAACAACAUUACUUAUGAUUGGUAUUAUUAUUAGUGUUGUUAUGUUAAAUUAUGAUUAUAAAAAACGAAAUUCAGGAUCUACUGUCAAUCAAACCGAACCAAUUUAUAUUCCAUGGCAACCAGGACGUUAA
Messenger RNA from Rotaria sp. Silwood2, 438 nucleotides. Lineage: Eukaryota; Metazoa; Rotifera; Eurotatoria; Philodinida; Philodinidae. The record is from the annotation of a GenBank genome assembly.